UUAGUGAAAAGUAAUCGAAAACUUUCGAUUACGAAACGGUCAAUUUUUAUCACUGACCCUUCUUGAAAUUUGUGACCGCGGGGCAUUUAUUAACGCACCAUAUCAUCUUCAGAUUAGUCGCUUAUAAACAUUUGACAUCGAAUCACCAGACUUUUAACGCGUGCCGCUUCGAACUCUUUAUGAGUAUGUUAACUUGUAGCCAAAUUGAAGAAGAAAUAGACGCAUAAAUGUAUAUGGAGAAUUUGUUGCUGAUUAAAUUGUUCGCCAAGUUUUUGGAAGGUAGAAUUUGGUGCUCGUUGGAUUCGGAGAAGCUCACCACAUUUUUGGACGUUUACCACAUCGAAAGUCCGGGUCAUGGCUCUUGAUUUUUUCGCUGGAUGUUUGGGGGGUUGCGCCGGUGUGAUAGUCGGCCACCCCCUGGACACGGUAAAGAUCCACCUACAGACGCAAGACUUCAAAAACCCGAAGUACAGGGGAAGCCUCCACUGCCUCAAGACACUAGUACAGACGCAGGGCAUCAGGGGCGUUUACAGGGGCAUGUCCAGUCCGUUGGCCGGUGUUGCGGCCAUCAACGCCGUCGUUUUUGGGGUGCAGGGCAACGUGCAACGCAACUGCAGCGACCCCGAUUCGCUAAGAACUCACGCCUUGGCCGGCGCUACCGCAGGCUUGAUGCAGAGUUUUGUCUGCAGUCCCAUGGAACUGGCCAAGUCCAGGCUGCAGGUCGAAACUAAGGGGAGCGUUGGGCCUUCCCAACUUUUGGCACAAAUUUAUCGAAGUGACGGUGUCAGAGGGGUGUUCAAGGGUUUGAACUUGACUGUGGCGAGGGAGGUGCCAUCUUAUGCCGCCUACUUUUGGACUUACGAAGCCUUGACGCGUUCCCAAACCGGAGUUGUUUCGACCUUUGACAUGCUGAUGGCUGGAGGACUUGCCGGAACUGUUUCUUGGAUUUUGACCUACCCAGUUGACGUGAUAAAGUCCAGAUGUCAGUUAGACAUAACAGGAAGGUACAACAACGCCUUCGAUUGUUUGAGGAAGAGUGUCAAGGCGGAAGGAUUCUCGUUUCUAUUUAGGGGUUUAACCCCUACAAUUAUUAGAGCCUUUCCCGUAAACGCCGUAACGUUCACCGUUGUAACGUGGACCAUAAGAUUAUUCACCAGUGAAACCACCAAAACAUGCCCCAACAUAUCAAUAUCGAUAAACUUGCCCGAAAAAAUGACGAAUUAAUUUAUUCACAUAUUGGUUAUAAAUAAAUAUUUAUCAAAAUAAA
Messenger RNA from Aethina tumida (small hive beetle), 1267 nucleotides. RefSeq names its product mitochondrial basic amino acids transporter-like. Gene Ontology annotation, biological process: mitochondrial L-ornithine transmembrane transport. The transcript has 4 exons. The coding region runs from base 355 to 1224 and encodes 289 amino acids. The record is from RefSeq and is a predicted model, not a curated record. Gene Ontology annotation, cellular component: mitochondrion. Lineage: Eukaryota; Metazoa; Arthropoda; Insecta; Coleoptera; Nitidulidae. Gene Ontology annotation, molecular function: high-affinity L-arginine transmembrane transporter activity.